Messenger RNA from Amphibalanus amphitrite, 1837 nucleotides. RefSeq lists its product as uncharacterized. The coding region runs from base 396 to 929 and encodes 177 amino acids. Lineage: Eukaryota; Metazoa; Arthropoda; Thecostraca; Balanomorpha; Balanidae. The record is from RefSeq and is a predicted model, not a curated record. The transcript has 2 exons.
GGAGUGCCCCUCGCUGACCGACCGACCGGCCGGGCCCACCAGUGGCACCAGCCAUGUCACCGGGCGAGCGGGCCGACCGGCGGCGCACCGCUCUGACCUUGGCGGCCGGCUCGGCGGCGCGGCGCAGCGCCUGUUGCACGGCGCGACAGCCGACGGCGGCGGCGGCGGCCGGAGACGACGGCAGACGCGCAGCGGAGGCGGCGACGCGCAGGCGUGUCGUCGUCAGACAGUGCGCCGCGCCAGACAGACGGUGGACGCUGGUCGUCAGGACAGACAGAGCCGACGACGAGGAGUUGGGAGCACCCGAGGAGUGACGGUGGCGACUGGUGCGCAGUAGAGGCGGACCAAGGUCUGACAGCCCCGGAUACAGCGCGAGUGCCUCUGAUAAGGCAGCGAUGAGCCAGUACGGUCGAAAACGCAGCGCCAGCUGCCGAGAGGAGACCCAGAGCUCUUCCGCCUGGGAGCCGGCCAGUAAGCGGCUGCGCAGCCUGGUCCACCAGAUGCGCUCGCUGAGUCUCGGCGACCUGCCAUGGUCGCGGCGCAAGGUUGUGCUGGACGUACGGCCGCCGGACCCGCCGCCCACCCCGGACGCCACGCCCCUGCCGGAGCGUCGCGCUCUAACUGCCCCGGCCGUCUCCGCCGCCGCUGCCGCCGCCGCCGCCCUGGCCGCAGCAGCAGCGGCCGCUCAGGCGGCGCCCGAGCCGCGGCGGGGCAGCUACGCCGCCGUCAACCACUCCUGCAGCUUCAGCGUGCCCUCUCCGAGCCUCGGAGGAGCCGACUGUCCGUCCUACGGCGGCGGACAGGGGGCCAAGAGGACUGAGGAUGAGCCGAGCGGCAGUCGGGCCAAGAAGGCGCGCAACAGAAUGCGGCUGGGCCAAAACGGCGUGGUGAUGACUUCCUGUUACAUCGAGCAGACGCUUUACACGUGAGCUGCGACUCCGGUCGGAGAUACCUGCACAGGGCGGCGGCGGAGAGCGGGCCUCUGCACGUCUUCAGUUCAAUAACAUUGCCAGCAUGACUGGCGUCAGUUGUGAGGCCGUGGACACGCGAUGAGGUCACUGUGGGCCUACUGGCACGUGGCUGAGGUCGACGCCAGCGAACACACCCUCCAUAGGCCAUGGUUUUGUGCAAGGAAACGGUCCCGUACCGCUACUUUUGGCCGGAGAGGCGUCCUCUGCAAGUGAUAACCUCUUGACAUGCAUCGGGAAGAUAUUCAACACCGGGAAUAUAAUUCCCUAGACGGGAACGGAAUACAAAGUGGCGUCUGUGCCGGACACGACCAGCUUCGAAGUCAACCGACACUGCUCAUGUCAGUGCAAAUGUAUAUAAUGAAGAGAUGACACAUAUCGAGUACGGAUGGUGAUGUGUUGAGUGCAGGGGCACAUAUCGCGGGGGCGUGGGUAGGGUCGGUGGCCAGGUCAUGGCCAGGCUGUGACUGAUGCGGGACAAUGGUGGUUAGCGGGCAAGCACGAUCUGAAUAAACACAGGAUGGGUUAAUGCAUAGUAGACCGGGUUUCAGUUUUUUUUCGUAGCCAAGAUAGUCGCUUUGAGUGUUUGAGGUUGGAUGGGCGGGGCGCUUACGGUACCACUGAUGUUGCUGUGAUUGUGUGCGACAGGUACAAACCAGGGAGUUGACCGUACUUUGAACAGAAACUGCGCAUUGCGAACGGUCAUGUACCCAUGUGCAGCCCGGGCGUCACAUACAGAAGCAACACGUGAGCGCAUGUGUAUCCCGCACGUGUCCUGCCGGCCUGGCGCCGCCGCACGUGUCGGGGCCACGUGCCAGGGGCGCGGGUACUGGCCAGCCAUGGUGCCAAUACACGAACCGUUCGAGAGA